CCCCACGCCCCGCGUCCGGAAGGAACCGCGCGCGCUCCCCGGCGUGGUGCGUCUACGCCUGACAGUCUCCAGGAAGCAGGAUGCCAGUGCCUCUGGGGAAGCUGGUCCUUUUCACCGGUGUGGCGGGUACCGGGACCUGCGCCCUCCUGUAUUACCUGAUACAGAAAACUUUUUCCAGGGCUUCCUAUUACCAGCUCGCAUUGGAGCAGCUGCGCAGCCACCCUGAGGCACUGGAAGCGCUGGGCACUCCUCUCCAGGUGCACCACCUCCGACUCACCGACAAGGACAAUUUCGUGGACAUCGCCGAUGCCAAGUUGAAGAUUCCUGUCUCCGGACCCAGGGCAGAGGGCCAUCUCUAUGUCAACUCAUCCAGGGAUGCCCCCUUUAAGAGGUGGAACCUCCAAGAGGUCUUCUUAGAGCUCAAGGAUGGUCAGCAGAUUCCCGUGUUCAAGCCUGGUGGGGAGAACGGUGAUGAUGCGGUGAAAAGGGAGUGAAGGUGACCAGCUCCCUCCCAGCCGCUCCCCCCACCCCCACGUGCCCUGCAUUCAGCCCCCGGGCGAGUGGCCGUUCUGCUGGGAUGCUGGUUUCUGUGUCACUCUCCUUGGGCCACAACAAAUGCUUCUGUGGUUUUUAAUUUAAUCAGAAAGAAACUUACUAUAAUUUAUUAGAAUGAAUGUACUUGAAAGUUCUCUGUACAAAAGCAAAGCACAGAAUUAAAGGAAUCCUAUUCAUAACAA
Molecule: messenger RNA, 737 nt
Organism: Camelus dromedarius (Arabian camel)
Lineage: Eukaryota; Metazoa; Chordata; Mammalia; Artiodactyla; Camelidae
Product: cytochrome c oxidase assembly factor 1 homolog
Exons: 5
Coding region: 81-494 (137 amino acids)
Biological process (GO): mitochondrial respiratory chain complex IV assembly; mitochondrial respiratory chain complex I assembly
Cellular component (GO): mitochondrial inner membrane
Source: RefSeq, a predicted model, not a curated record